This is a messenger RNA of Caenorhabditis briggsae, 774 nucleotides long. The record is from RefSeq and is a predicted model, not a curated record. Gene Ontology annotation, molecular function: protein dimerization activity. The annotation marks the transcript as partial. NCBI's taxonomy places the organism in Eukaryota, Metazoa, Nematoda, Chromadorea, Rhabditida, Rhabditidae. The transcript has 5 exons.
AAGGCCUCGGCGCGCUCCAUUGAGAAAAAGCCUCGCGAGGCCUCGGCCGGCCUCGCAAAUGUGACUACGGUCAGCAAGUCGCAUAUUUUACGACAACAAAUCACGCAUUUUUCGAGAGUUUUCUCGAUUUUUCCAUCGAUCUGUGGCGACAUGAACAUUUCGAACGCCAGUGAUGACACAAUUCAGAUGCCUCAAUGGUUCAUUGAUCCCAACAAAACCGAUUGUGAAAUAGUGAUAAAGAACAAAAGGGAAGGAUUCGGCGGUUUUUAUAAAAAAUGCACUGAUAAACAUGCGAGUGGUUUUUGUUUACAUGAGUUACAAUUGAGAUAUGAUCGGCAUCAGAUUCCGAUUGAUAUCGUGAACGAUGCUCAGAAGCUUCUGGACGAUUUGGGAAAAAGUUUUGAGGAAAUGAGAUAUCAGGCGCCACCACAAAGCCAACCACCUGCACGUCAUCUCACUUUCCUUCAACGUACUCUGGGCGGAUCAAGCGCCCCAAAAAGCAGUUCGCUUCAUCAAGAACAGCAGCAAUACGAGAGAGACACCAGAAGUAUACCUGCAUCGAAAUUUUGGCCUCUGGCAAAAAGCUCCUAUCCAAUUUUGCACGAAAUCGCCCGAAAAGUUCAUGCGAUUCAAGCUUCGGAAGCAGAUGUAGAAAGAUCUUUUUCAAUCAUAAAAAACUUGUACACACCAAAUCGUCAGAGCCUGGACUUAAAAAUGCUGGAAAAGUUGAUGAUUCUCAAAGAAAAAGAUCGAUUCGACACAGGCGAGACUUGA